AUGGCUCAGUUAGUUUCAGGACAGUCUGUCUCUUAUGAAGUCUACGUUGACAGCAUCAUCCUAACAACAACAGUUCACCCAACAACAGUGGAAUAUACAGAACAACAAUCUACAAUAACAGUCAUGCGUCCCAGGUCCAGACUCCUGGCUAAACGUGGCCUUCCCACCAUCAGGGAGGGCUAUGAGGAGCUGGUGCAGGACCUGAACCAGACCAACAGCCAGCACACCACCACACAGGACUACUUCCUCUCCAUCUGCCAUCUGGCCCGGCCCACCUUCCCUCUGCAUGAGCCCGACUGUGACAUCCUCUCCAUUGGCCCUUUGGAUUCCCCAAAGCCCUGCCUACGACUACACCGCCUGCGCCAUCUGCAGCCUCCGCAGCCUCACACCUCCACAAGCAGUGACCAGACAGAUGAACAAGCCCAUAAAGAGACUGCCAGAUCUCCUACGUCAGAACCGCUGCAGGCCCAGGCUGCCCCAGAGGAGGACAACGGAUGCAGAGGUGAUAUCCCAGGCUCCGCAGAUCCGCUGGAGUACCUCUACAGCCACAGAGGUGCGCUACCACUCUCCACCAGAAGGGGCAGCAUUCCCCCGCGCCGGCCACGCAGCGACACCUUCCCGUGCUGUUCCUCUGCACCUGACACAAAGCGAAAAAGCAGCUGCCCAGAGCUCUGUCUGCCUGAGACGGUCCCUGUGGCAACAGUCCUGCAGAGGUCGCCGGUGAGCAGGAAGAAGCUGGAUGAUGGCAACCUGGCCGCACGCACCGGCAUUUCCAACAAGCUCGAUGGUGCCCCUGGUGGUUGGAGGGGAAAGAGCAGUCGUUGCAUGGACAAACAGACCAUAGUGUCUCACUGGAUCUCAGAGUGCCGCAGCGCGUGGAAGGAAGCCCGCAUUCGUGCUUGCAUGCUGCCCGCCAUUGCCGAGAAGUAAUCUACGCCUGCGAAAAUCUCUUUCCGGUGAGGUUGAAUAUCACGUAGAGUAACGUGGAUUAUUGUGGAAUUAUGACUUUGCACUUCAGGUUUAUAUGCAUAUACAUUUUUGAUGUAUUUUUAAACUUGUGACCCUAUAGAUGGUGACGUGUCAAUACCACACCAUAGUGUAGAGUUACAAUGAAUGUCAAUGAUGACUGAGUCAGUCCAGUAAUGUCCAGUCGUGAUCAAUAAUUGCAUUGAUUGUUGGAUGCCUUUAACAUUGUUUGGUGAGAUUAAAAAAAAAAAGUAUCAUUAAAAUUGCAGUUCUAAUAUAUGAAACUCAAUGUAGUUCAAAUGAUAAACGGUACAGCAAUGUAUAAUAUUCACAGAUAAGAUUCUCACUGUGUCCACAACUAUAUUUGGCUGGGAAGACCCAGGUUUUAGCAAAUUUGCAUAUUAGGCAGCUACUGGUAUGCAGAAUGAAUAUGCCAUGCUUCCUUGAAACAUUAAAAAACUAUUGACAGGAUUUCCAAGAUUUUUGGGGGAAACAGGUUUAGCAAACAAUCCGACUAGGAUUAGGAGUUCCACCACGGAUAUAUUCAGAGAUAUUAUGCUGUUUCUAUAUAAGUAAGUGCUUCUUCGUUCACUUUAAUAGAUUGGUAUUUCGCAACAAAAUGGCUACGAAAGCAAGCUAUAAUAAUUCACUGCCACCUUCUGACAACAAAGACAAAAUGAGUCAUGUUGAAAACGGCUAUCAUGUUUGUUUUCAGGCCCUUGUUUUGCAGUUUUAAAAAAAUGGGACAUGGUGUAACAGCUUGCAAGCACAAAUAUCAGCUUUAGAGUGAACUGGAUAGUCCGGUUGGAGGAUAAAUGAUUAAAUGUCCUGUUAGAAAUCACCUUUGUUCAACAACAAACCAUACAAUAAAAAAUCUGACCUACAUCAUUUUGAUAUUUACAACUAUGGCAAAAGGCCAAUGUAGAACUGCACUGUUAUCAUGUUAGACUGUUUGUACACACCCAGAAAGUCCUGUUUUCUCUGCUUUGAUUUGGUGUUUCAGUAUUUUGAAAUUGUCUUACUGUUAAAAGAUUAAUCAGUACGGUUGCAUGUGAAUUUGUAAAUUAUUUUGUAUUAAUGUAUAAGAAAUUUCUUUAAAUUAUUAUUAUGGAUGUAAUGAUUUGAGAGAAACUGUAUAUUACUAUAUGAGAGAAGAAAAUCUGUUGUUUGUACAUUUUCAGCAACCUUGUACUUUUUUUUUUCCACUUUUUUAAAUUAAUAAAAUGUCUGUGUUUUA
This is a messenger RNA of Labeo rohita (rohu), 2203 nucleotides long. RefSeq lists its product as uncharacterized. Lineage: Eukaryota; Metazoa; Chordata; Actinopteri; Cypriniformes; Cyprinidae. The record is from RefSeq and is a predicted model, not a curated record. Gene Ontology annotation, cellular component: mitochondrion. Gene Ontology annotation, biological process: regulation of autophagy.